Molecule: messenger RNA, 2111 nt
Organism: Conger conger (European conger)
Lineage: Eukaryota; Metazoa; Chordata; Actinopteri; Anguilliformes; Congridae
Gene: tmem186
Product: transmembrane protein 186
Exons: 2
Coding region: 747-1433 (228 amino acids)
Cellular component (GO): mitochondrion
Source: RefSeq, a predicted model, not a curated record
UGAGGGGGACCCAUAGCGCGUCAAUAGAACAGGAGAGGCGAUACAUUUGUAGUAGUUUAUGAUUGAUUUGGUCCAGAAAUUUUACGGAGAUAUUUAUUUUAAUACCUCUUUUACAAUAAGAAGCCUAUUUCAUUGCAUUGGCUAUACAGACUAGGUAACUGUGUUACAGGGAAUGGAUCGUUCUUAAUACACGUCACAAACCACGUGAGCUUGACCCGUGGAGGAUAACCUUGCCAUAGAACGCAAUGUAUUUUUCCGCCAAAAAUAUAGUUUUUUAAAUCUCAGGUCAACGACAAAGGAUACAAAUACAACGAUAACACGUUCAUUAUGGUUCGUUCCUGGCUGCUCAAAUCGAGUUGAUCCUGAGAGAGACGGUCGUUUUUUCUUUUGCCAAAGAUUAUUACCCUACAGGGAUAAGACAAUUGAUGGUUGUCAACAGAAAGAAGAUCAAGUUAUAUUUGCAAUUUAAAUAGGCAAGCUCUUACACCAGAAUAAAAAGAAUAUAUGAGUUCGUUCGGAUCACUUUGUUACUUGUAAGCUUACUUUUAACGUAGCUAUGACAUUGUAGUAUGUCAGCAAAUUAAAAUACUUAAAACGUUUCUGCCAGGUCUCAGGAAGAUAAUAAACAAAUGAGGAAAUAUCAAGACCCAUCAACUACAUUUUUCUGGUCAUCUAUUUUUGGAGAAUUGAUUUCAUCUGAAGCAUGGACAGCAAAUAGAUACUAUAGUAAUUAAAAGGAUUGAGGAAUGUUGUUCCUGGGCAUAGGUCCAUUCCAAGCGUUUGGACGUCGAGGACAGUUGGCUCUAAAAAACUGUAAAUGGCUCAUCGCUGGGGUUCGACCCCUCCCACGUGGAAUUUGCCAGGUGCACCCCAGGAGGACAGCGCCUGUCAACCGCUGUUCCUUGUUAUCCACAUUUCCUCGCAACCAAGCUUGCGGAAAGCCCGAGGACCCCCUACCACAUAACUUUACUGUCAUUUACUCAUUUCCAGCUAUCAGGAUAAUUCGAGUAAUAUCCAGGUUUAAACUUCUACAGACCGGAAUUACAACGCUACUGCUCCCACCAGUAUAUUAUCUAUACUUUCACGGCCAAGUUACAUACACUCUAAUGUGUUACAGUACUGGGAUUGCUGUCUUUGCAGCCAUCAUGCUUUACUCCCUUAGUCACUUCUUUAGAAAAGUUGUGGGCAUGAUGUAUUUGGAUAGCUCCAAAACAACACUUAAAGUCUCUCACCUGAACUUCUGGGGGAAUCGACGCGACCUCUUCCUGCCUCUGACUGAUGUCAUGACACUUGGAGACACUGGUGAUUCAAAAAAAGAGCCAAUACUCCGUUUGAAACGAUAUACCUGUCCAGACACUCUGUAUUUUUCUACACGAUUUGGACAUGUGAUGGACAAGCAGGCAUUUGAGUUGGUAUUUGGUAGAUUCUCAUAAUGCUUACCGGUUCAUUUCAGAAUAUUUCCAUUGCCUGUUUUUAAAACUGCAUUCACAAUAACAUGUCCAUCACCUAUAGGGCUUAGUCAGUAUGUCAUAAAGAUUGAAUAUGCAUUUGUUUUAGAGAUUGAAUGUUCAUUAACACCUUUGCACAGACUCGCAUUCUGGCAACCCUAGCCCAUUUUUGCAGUGUUCUAUUUUGAGGCAUUAUACCUCCACUUGUGCUCAUCACAGAGACACUUGUACCAUUACUGGUAAAUUACAUUGCUUUUUUUUUUUUUUACUUAAAAUCUGAUGUGUUGUGCAUGCAGAGGUAAUGCACUUCUGCACACCACAGUUGUGUUGUUGAGCAACUGCUAUUGUUGGACAUGCCGCAAUGUGACAAUUUACUGAAGCUCCUGACCCAUAUCUAAAUGAGUUUGUGCAUUGCACUGCUGCCACAUGAUUGGUUGAUUAAAUAAUCGCAUGAAUAAGUAGGUAUACAGGUGUUCCUAAUAAAGUGCUCAGUGUGUGUAUCUAUCUGUAUGGAUCAGUGUUGAAACUUAUUGGAAGUGAUGCCACCUUCCGGUAUUUUUUACUGUGAAAACAUUUUAUGAAAAAUAUUAUUUACUUAAAUUUACAGGCUAUUUUUUUUAACUGCAGAUGAAAACUACUCCAAAUAAAAUGUCCUGUGCUUUA